Messenger RNA from Glycine soja, 2073 nucleotides. RefSeq lists its product as uncharacterized. Lineage: Eukaryota; Viridiplantae; Streptophyta; Magnoliopsida; Fabales; Fabaceae. The record is from RefSeq and is a predicted model, not a curated record. The transcript has 6 exons. The coding region runs from base 1 to 1788 and encodes 595 amino acids.
AUGUUCCUACGAGUUAACAAUCAUGUUGCUAAUGAUGCCACUCAUGUUACUAGAAGUAGUUUAACGUAUAAAGUUAAUAACUCUUCUACUGGAAAAGUGGGGUCGGGUUCGUCAAAGGAACGUUUGGAACAAUAUGACAAGAAAAGGAAAGUUGAUGUUAAAUCAGAGUUACAAACUUCAGGUUUAUCAAAGAAAAGUACUAAAGAAGUCAGGCAGUGGACAAAGGACAAUAUGAUGACAAGAUCAAAGAGGAGCAAGUUAAAUGCAGAAGGCAACCAAACCUCCCGUGCUAAUGAAAAUGGUAGAGUAUCCUUGUCUCCAAUAAUUGCACAAAGAAAGUCAGCUGGAGCUUUGAAAAGACAUCAGCUUGAUGAGUUGAAUAAUCCUGGUGGCAAUAAUGGAGAAGGUAGAGGGAGUUCAGUCGGCAAAAGGCAUUUGCAGGAUGAUGUUUUGCUUUUUACACCAAUUGCCCGCAGGACUAGACGGUCCUUAGCAGUAAACCCAUUGAUUAAUGUCAGUGAUGAUGCUGAAAUGGAUACAUUAGAUUGUCCUAAAGGAAGGAGAUCUCUUAGGAUUAGGAAGCUGUCUAAUGAUGACAAACGAUCCGAGACAUUAGUUGGUUCAUCUAAACCAUCUGCACAACCUGAAGAUAUUGGGAAACAUACUGCUGGGAAGAGAAAAAUGAGAACGGAUUCUGUUGUCAAAUCACAUGUGAAUUGCCAAGCUCGGUCAUCUUUAUCUUUGUAUGAUGGUUCAGCGAUAUCUUCUGUUGAUCGAAAACAAGGUAAAAUAUCAGAGCUAAAUUCAGAUAAAGCAAAUCCAGGGGACAAUAUCAAUAAUUCUGAAGUCACCACUUUAGAUGAAUCACCAAGAGAGAGGUAUAAGUCAUCUGACUUGGCAUCUGCAACUCCGGCAAAGUGUAAGACACCCGCGAAUGAUGCAUCACCUGUUUGUAUGGGUGAUGAAUAUUACAAACAAUCAUGCAAUAGAAAUCUUUCAAGAUCAUGUAAGGAGCUCCAUAGAGAACUUCAAAGCUUGAGGGACAUCAGAUCUGAAUUACUUACUCCGUCUAAAGAUUCAAGAAAGAGGAGGGACAUGACUGAUGUUCGAAUUCUUUACAGCCACCACUUGGAUGAAGAUAUUGUUAAGCAUCAGAAGAAGAUUUUAGCACGGCUUGGAGUUUCUGUGGCUUCCUCCAUUGCAGAUGCAACCCAUUUCAUAGCUAAUCAAUUUGUGCGUACAAGGAAUAUGUUAGAAGCUAUUGCUUUUGGUAAACCGGUGGUCACGCACUUAUGGAUUGAAAGCUGUGGUCAAGCUAGCUGUUUUAUUGAUGAGAGAAAUUACAUAUUGAGGGAUGUGAAAAAGGAAAAGGAGUUAGGUUUCAGCAUGCCAGUUUCACUAGCACAUGCAAUCCAGCAUCCUCUUUUAAAGGGUCGAAGAGUAUUGGUCACCACAAAUACUAAACCCAGUAAAGAGAUUGUUUCAAAUUUAACGAGAGCUGUUCAGGGCCAGGUAGUGGAGAAAGUAGGAAGAUCUGUUUUCAAGGGAGAUACAAUUUCCGAUGAUCUACUGAUCUUAUCUUGUGAAGAAGAUUAUGCCUCUUGUGUGCCUUUUCUUGAAAAGGGGGCAAUGGUGUACAGUUCAGAACUGUUGCUGAAUGGCAUUGUUACUCAGAAGCUGGAGUAUCAGAGGCAUCGACUUUUUGCAGACAUUGUGAAGAAAACUCGUUCCACCUUAUGGUUGAAAACAGAUGACAGAACAUUUAUUCCUGUGACUAAAUGUAAUUAGAGUGGCUCCAUUUUUACUUUUCCUCUUGAUCAUUUGUAGUUUAGGUCAUGUAGAUAUUUUCCAACACAUUUUCUAAGUCCCCCUCUCCGUAAUAUAUUUAUUAUGUAGAAAUCUUUGAAAGGUGUUUUUGCUCUUUUCUUUCAGUUUGCACCCUUCUGCGAUAAUGUUGUGACAAUUGUGAUUUGUGAGUGAUGCUCGUAAGACCCGAGGGUAUAAAUCUGUGGUAGCCGUGGACAUGGCUUGUGUUUGUCUGAUGAAAUAACGUAGUAUGUUGCAUUGGUGGUA